Molecule: messenger RNA, 1568 nt
Organism: Cuscuta campestris
Lineage: Eukaryota; Viridiplantae; Streptophyta; Magnoliopsida; Solanales; Convolvulaceae
Source: the annotation of a GenBank genome assembly
AAGAUCAAAUUAUAGGAAUUCCUAAUUAUGGUUAACUCGUCUUGAGAGGGAGAGAGGGGCGAAGGAAGGAGAGACUGCUGCUACUUGCCGCCAUCUACUCCGCUUUAUUGCUCUCUCUAAGAAUCCAUCCUAACUCACGCGAUUUCCAACUCUAAGUGAAGUCUGCAUCUUGAGAUUUCAUAUUGAUUGCCGAGACUUUUUUAGAAGCUUCUUCAAUCUGCAAUUCAAUCUUCUGGAUAAUGCGUAAAUAAAAUUAUCUUCAUUCAAUCUUCAAAUAAAAUGCUGCCAGGCAAACCCGGAGGAGGAGGCCAAACCCCUAGUCGGUUUGAGUUGCUGAGUAUGGUGAAGACACACUCAAAGUUCUUAGGGAAAACCAUUCUUGAGGAGGAAGAGCCAUCAGAUGUGGAAAUGGAUCCACUGUUCUGGCAUGAAGUGCUGGAUUUGUAUUUCAUAUGUGGCAAGGAACCCAGAGGCCGCCAGGAGGAUGAUCUUGUAUUCUUCGUUCGAAAAAUGAGUUUCCAAGGAUAUGAAUCCAACAACAAUAGUGAAGAAAAUUCUCCUUACUUUGUACGGAGGUGGGCUCCCAAGUUGGACGAUUUACUUGGUGAGAACUUGGUAAAUGUGGAUUGGAGGCGCUCAUUUUACUUGAACUUGAUUGCUCAUACAACUUUCAGUGUGACUGUAGCAAUUUGCAGUCAUGAGGCCCUUAAAACUUACCAAACUGGCAAAGACAAACCGUUGUCUCCUAUAUACAAGGUUGUGAAAACUGUUUACGCAUCUCCAAGUCGUAUUAAUUUUCAUUUGGACUCAAGAAAGGAAGUGGAAACAGCUCCUGCAUAUCCAGAUAUAUGUUUUGCAGUUGAUGAUUUUGAUUCUACAUUUGAUGCAGUGGUUUUGACAGAUGUAGAUCAUUGCUAUUGUGUCGUUCUAAAUGCACAUGAUGGGGCUGCAUUUCCCACUGAAAAGAAACUUCAAGGUCAGAGUAACAUAUGUGAUUCUCCAAAAAGCGAAGCAAGUGCUGAAAAGACUAAGAGUUCAAAGAUCACUCUAUUCUCGGGUUUCGUUAGCUAUCAGAUGGUCCGAGACGCCUAUGAUGCUGGAAGGACUGGAUUUGGGAGUCUUCUUUCACUUCAUUCAUCAGGGAAAACGGACAGGAUUUACAUGAAAGGCCCAGGAGGACGUGGGGAAGUGGAAGUAGCUGUUUCUGGCGUUGUAGAUCAAAGCAAACACGAAUACAGCCAACACUCCUCUAAUAAAGGACUAAGCUUCAGUGCAGUCGUUCGAAGGGCAGCAUCGGCUGCAUCAGUUGCAGCAAAGCAUGCUUAUGCUGCCGCUUCUGCAACUGCACGGAGUUCAGACGAAGAAGGGGAGAUGACCCCACUAAAGUGCUGCUUGAUGUCAGUAUCGUUGCCCUGGGAGCACAUUUCUCAUGAUCUUCUCCUCAAGGGAAGUCCCCCGGUGAAUUUGUAGGAAUAAAGAUGGUGUGAUCUGCUUGUGUAUACAGUAUUACACUUCUCAUGUAUGAGUAUUAUUUAUUACUGCGUACUCAAUAAAUUAAGGUUACUUAG